CAGUAGUUUUAUUGUAGUUAACUUAUUUAUGUGUUUCAUUGGAAAAUAAGAAAUGAUUUCCACCAUUUUGGCGAACGGUUUGUUACUAGUCAUCCUUGGACCAAUCUCGAUUGAAGGCGGGCCCUCGGAUUUUUUGUAUAUAUCACCCAUGGAACAGGAACACGAGCAACAAUGGGUCGACGCUCAUAACCACUUUCGGCGGCAGGUGGACAAUCCCGAGGCCGCAGACAUGAGACUGAUGACCUGGGAUGACGAGCUUGCUGAAUUAGCUGAAAGCGUGGUGAAAACUUGCACGUACCAACAUUCCAGCGUCAGUAAACUACAGACGAGCUUCUUUUCUUACGCAGGCGAAAAUCUUUACGCUGGAUCGCAGUAUUAUUUCCACGAAUUAAUGGCAAACGAUGGUCUAACCAAACUUUGGUAUGAUGAGGAUAUUUUUUACAAUUAUACAACCACUGGCUGCCAGUCUGGAGAACAGUGUGGGCAUUACACACAAAUCGUUUGGGCGGAAACUUAUAAAGUUGGAUGUGCAAUAGCCCAAUGCAGUGAUAUCACAUAUGGACAUGGAUCUACAUUUGUCAGCUGUAAUUACGGUCCUGGUGGAAAUAAAGUAUUGGCAGGAGGUGCAGCGUUUCGUCCAUACAUCAGUGGAACACCAUGUAGCCAAUGUGGAACAGAGGAUCAGUGUAUAGAUAAGCUAUGCAAUAAUACAGAAAGAGAUGUUCCUUUCACUACAACGACAGUGGCACCUACAACAGUGGAGAUCACAACAGUUCAAGAAACGACGACUCUGUUAGCUACCGAAAUGGUGACAACUGUAAUGAACGAAACAGAUCGAGAUCUUGUCACAAGUACAGCGACGGAAGCUACGACUGUUGAGCGUACGACACCUUAUGAAACUCUAUUGACUACUGAAUUAACAACUUCUCUAACGAGUGAAAUAGCUGAAUUAACGACUAACGUUGCAACUGAACUACCUACUGCUGAAUUGACGAGUGUUUUAACGACUAACUUUGCAACUGAAAAAACUUCUGGAUUUACGAGUGUUUUCACAACCCUGCUAACAACUGGAAUAACUUCAACUUCAAAGGAGAUGAAUGCAACAUACCAAUCUACAACACCGUGUUCUGGAAAUACUUCUUGUGAAACUAAUAUAACUUCCACGUCCUCGUCGCGAAGUUGUCUUGUCACUGAAAGAGCCUCUAUAUUUUUAUAUUCCCUGCUUCCGCUUAUUAUUUGUAGAUUAGAUAUAUUUUAGGUAAUAUAUUUUGAGCAUUAUUUAAAUAUUCACAAUUCAACAUCAUAUGUGAAAUGUUUCUCUCACUAAAUUUUGUAAGAACAUUAGAAAUUAUUACAUAGCAGUGGUUCUUGUAUGUGCCCUCAUCGAAAGCGUCGUAGAAUCCGAUCCACGUAAUACAUGUUUUAAAAUUUGUUGUCGUUUAGACAAAAAUUGCUCUUAUGUUUCACUAUCACCCCAAUCGCUUCGAAUUUCAAUGUUUUUAGACGAAAUUGUCUCUUUCAAAUUAGUUAUUAUUUUUCUGCCUUUUAUCCAUGUACUUGAUCUGGCAAUACUGCUGUUGUCAAUGGCUAAAUUCUUUGAAUUUGAUGCAUUUAUGAGAUUGUAAUUUAGGGACAAAAAAUUUUGAUCUUGAUUUUGGUCUUGAGAAAUGUUUUAUAGUAAACAUAAAUUUAAAAACGAUGGCGACUAUUUCUGUCCUUACCUAUUUCACAAAUUGUAAUGGAGACGCUCGAGUCUAUAACUCAAAUCAUUUUGAGCUCUUGACUCCAUUUAUCAAAAAAGUGACUCGAUAUCCUCUCAAUGAAAUGACUCGUCUCAGUGAUUGACUCGACUCGGCACUCGAAUGACCCAUAUGGCGACCUAACUUGUGACCCGGGUUUAAAAAAUUCUAUAGAAAAAACGAUAUUUUAUUUGAUAAAUUAUACAUGUUACCAAAGUGCGACACUAUUUACAAUGUCACUCAAGUUUCAACGGGAUUUCUAGUCUAUGCAUAUUAGAUUAUUACCAAUGUUAGGCUCAAGGCAAAAGUAGUAUGUUUUCGUUUUUGUCAACUUAAUGCCCUAGGGCUCAGCGCGUCGGUCUUUUACUGUGUUGGCAUCAAAAAUGCGACUGAGUGUGAAUCUUCGUCUCUUAAAUUCCAUUUAGAGUUCAGCCAAAGCUGAGGUUGAACUUAUAGCCUACUAAGUUCUGUCAAAGUUAUUAAAAUUUUGAGUUUGUUUCUACAAAGAAUAGUUGCAAAUUCUGAUUCUGGUGAGUUUUGGUGAGUGAUAUUUUGGCGC
Messenger RNA from Styela clava, 2298 nucleotides. Its product is annotated as GLIPR1-like protein 1. Gene Ontology annotation, cellular component: extracellular region. Lineage: Eukaryota; Metazoa; Chordata; Ascidiacea; Stolidobranchia; Styelidae. The record is from RefSeq and is a predicted model, not a curated record.